AUGGUCACUAACAAAGAUGUCAUUAUCGCCCGAAAACAAGGAAAUAUGCAUAUGGCUCCGAAUCGCAAAGAAAACACCCACGGAGCCGAGAAGAUCAGUCAAGUCGUGAGUCUGUCAUCCAUCAGAAAGGGCAUUUCUUUUUAUUAUAUUCUAUCGAUUGUUCCAACCCUGCUGUUGGAUCUGUCAUCCGACCUCGUCAGCUUUUGUACGCUCAUUUGCAGAUCUCGCCUUUGCUGUCGCCUUUUCCAACCAUCUCUUUUCUCCCGUCUCUCCCACUACUUGGGUAUCCACUCGUUCCUGGCUCAACACUAUCCUUAUUAUAAUCCCCCGAGAAACGAACUUCUUCUCCUUUUUCAAACAUACGCCAUGAUGAGCAUGUCCGUGUGA
This is a messenger RNA of Aspergillus chevalieri, 387 nucleotides long. RefSeq lists its product as uncharacterized. The record is from RefSeq and is a predicted model, not a curated record. NCBI's taxonomy places the organism in Eukaryota, Fungi, Ascomycota, Eurotiomycetes, Eurotiales, Aspergillaceae. The transcript has a single exon. The coding region runs from base 1 to 387 and encodes 128 amino acids.